Durusdinium trenchii is the source of this 1983-nucleotide messenger RNA. The record is from the annotation of a GenBank genome assembly. Lineage: Eukaryota; Dinophyceae; Suessiales; Symbiodiniaceae.
AUGAACGGAAGCAUCACGUGCGUCAUUUGCACCGGCGACAAUACCACCACCGGAGUCAGCAUUGGUCGCCAGUGUGGCGUGAUCUCCGACUCCACCCGGGUCUUCAUUGGAGAGUUGGACAGCGCGCAUGCGUCUCACGUGCGCUGGCGCGAUGCGGAGGAUCAGGAGGCCGCCGUUCCUGCUUGGCAGUCCGACCCGCGUGCGGAGCUUGCGCUGAGCCAGCCUGCCUUUCGAUGGUUGGUUCGUGAGGAUCCUGAGGAGCUGAAGAAGAUGUUGCCAUCAGUGAAGGUGUUUGGAAGAAUGAAGCCAGAUGACAAGAUCAAAGUCAUCAAUUUGUGGCAAGAUUAUGGCGAGGAUGGAACCGUGACGGGCAUGACGGGCGACGGCGGCAACGAUUGCGGCGCGCUCCGCACGGCACACGCGGGGUUGGCGCUCAGUGAGGCGGAGGCCUCGAUGGUCUCCCCCUUCAGCAGCAGCAAGGGCCUGGCCGAAGAAGGCCACGUGGCGCAGAGCGCGCGGAGCUGUGAAGAGCGUGGAAGGCGGGCAAACCUGCCAGAGGAGGACUUCUGCAGUUCCUCAAUGGUCAAGCAGAACAUUCGGUGCUUGAAGUUCGACCCCGGCUUCAUCCAAAGCGAGAAGAAAGCUCACAAGGAGGGAAGCACUGCUGUACGGCAGAUGCAGGAAGCACUUUGCCCAUACUCCAGCACCUGUCAUACUCAGCCACCUGUGGGAUACUACCCUGCUCAGAAGGAACUAGUGGAAGCCCUGAAGAUGAAGGAGCAGGCAACGAAGGCAUUUGGGUCUGCAGCUGACGACUUGGAACGGAUUGACAGCAUUGAUGACUUGAGCAAGGAGCUCAGGGAUGCGUUGCUGAUGCUGACGGAACGGGAGCCGUUCGUCCUGAGUGCCACCAACAUGGCCACCUUCAUGUACUUCAUGAUCUACAACUUGACCCUGACGACCUCCAAAAUGGCCGCCGUCGCAUGGCUGGACUCCACCUAUGCCGAGUGGCAGUUCAUGCUCACCGAUGUGGCCUUGGCCAUGGUCAUGGUCUCGUUCAUGAUCCGCUGCCGCCCCGAGAAGACCCUGGCGCCGCGCUCGCCCAGCGCCUCCCUCUUCGGCACGGGGACCACCGUGACGAUCCUGAGCGCUUUGCUGAUCUUCUGGUUGACGGCCGGCGUCGCAGUGUUGCUCUUGCAGUAUGGCCCAGGCAGAUCGUUCUAUGAGUUUAGCACCUCCAUCUUGCUGGACUUGCCACCAGAGCAGUGGACCAAAAAGGGCGACAACUUCAUCAUGGCGACGCUCUUCUUGGUGAAUCUCACCGUGCUGUUGAAUGCAGGCUUCGUGCUCUGCUAUGGCCAUGUCCAUCGGCAAGUGGUGGGCAAGAACUGGCGCAUUUGCAGCUUCUACUUGUGCGGCCUCUUCUUCACUUUGGCACUUCUUUGGGCUCACCCGGGGAACUUCAGCUGCACCUUCCGAGUCAACUGCGAUUCAGUGGCCUCCCAGAACAUGAACAUACCGUUGCUGAGCAAGCCCGUGGGCGGUAUCAUCUUCUCCACGGGCAAUUUGGGCGGAUGCUUUUGGGGCCCGCAGAUGGUCAGCUGCAAGAGCAAGGAUGGCCACUGUUGGGUGACACCGCCUGAGGAUGCUCAGCUGCCACCCAGCUGGAACUCCAAUGCCACACGACCCCAGGCUCCCUUCAAGACGCGGGAAGAGAAGGAGGAAUACUGCCGAAAGCAUCCGUACACGCCUGGCGACGCUGAGAACUUGGGGAACAAGUGGUGCUGGAAGCCUGCGGAUUCUGGCGCAAGGAAGAGCUGCGGCCCCGAACCGGAACGAGACCUGGGGCGGAUGGUGAAAGGUUGCCAUGGCCCCAACAACUGCUUUGACCAGAAGUACAAGGUGGCUUUGACUGGAGUCUUGAUCGCGUCCAGUGUGGCAUUGCAUGUGAUGUACAAGCUGGGAGUGCUGGGCUUGAAGUGA